Strongyloides ratti is the source of this 858-nucleotide messenger RNA. Its product is annotated as PDZ domain-containing protein. The record is from RefSeq and is a predicted model, not a curated record. Gene Ontology annotation, molecular function: protein binding. The transcript has a single exon. The coding region runs from base 1 to 858 and encodes 285 amino acids. NCBI's taxonomy places the organism in Eukaryota, Metazoa, Nematoda, Chromadorea, Rhabditida, Strongyloididae.
AUGGCAAAUAAAGUAAAUAAGAAAAGUAAAGAAAAAAAUGAAAUAGUUAUAUCAAUACCAAUAAAAAAAGGUGAACCACUUGGUGUUACACCUAAUGAACAAUUAAUUAUUGUUCAAAUUCAAUCUGGAACAAAAAGUGAAGAAAAUUUACAUAUUGGUGAUCAAAUAAUUGCUUUAAAUGGUAUUAAAUUAAAAAAUCAAAAUCAUUUAAAAUAUUUGUUAUCUUUAGCUUCACCAAUAGCUAAUAUUACUGUUAUAAGAGAUGAUAAAAAAUCUAAAAAUAUGGAAAGUAACUUAUCAAUUCCAUUGGAUAGAAGGUGUAAUAUAACAAGAAGAGAUGGAUAUAAAUAUGAAUUAAUUACUAUUAAUUUAAUUAAAGAUAAAAAACUUGGUCUUCGUAUUCGCCAUUUUCAAAACCGUGUUUUAGUUUCUAGUGUUGAACCUUUAUCUAUUUGUAGCGCACAUUUAAAAACUGGUGACCAUAUAUGUGAUAUUGAUGGAUUACGAGUAACAGAUAAGAAUGUUUGUAAAAAACUUCUUACUUCUUUACUUAAAACAAAUAAAAAAGUUUCAUUAGUUAUUGAAAGACCAGAUACUCCUGAAACUAUACAAUGGGCAAAUAAAGUACUGGAAGCUCCAGAACUUCAACAACCAUCUGUUAAAAUGAGUGAAGAUGUUGUAAAAAUUGCUAUGAGAGAACGUUCAAGACUUAAAAGUUAUGGCCCACCAGAAAAAUCUUUACUAAGACGUGAUAAUUACCUUAUCGACAAAACCGUUACCUUUGAAGAAAAUAUUUAUGAAUAUAAAAUUACAUCUGACUAUGAUGGAAAAAAACUUCGUUCAGUUCGCAAAGAAUAA